AUGUCUCAAUACAGACUGUCGCAGCUAGCACCUCUUCCGGAACUCGGAGGAAUUAAAAUAGGAAAUACUGUUGGGCAUGGCGGAUUUGGGGUUGUUAAAUCGGCAGUAGCCAAUUUCCAUCACUCCAAGAUGGUUAUUGCUGUGAAAUUUGUUCAUAUACAGAUGGCAGCAAGGCAGAGAGUUACAGUAAAGAAGCUUAUUCGAGAAGCAAAAAUACAGGGAGCUUGCAGACAUAAGAAUAUUAUAGCAAUGUAUGAUUAUGGCAUGGACUCCAACUGGGUGUGGAUGGCAAUGGAAAUGGGAAGUAACGGUGAGCUUUUUGAUAAGAUAGAGCCAGAUAGGGGUGUUGAUGAGGAGGUUGCACAUUUCUACUUCAUACAGCUUAUAAAUGCGAUCGAAUACAUACAUAGGCUAGGUGUUGCACACUGUGAUAUCAAGCCUGAGAACUUGGUGCUGGACAGUGGGGGAAAUUUGAAGCUAACAGACUUUGGCCUUGCAGUGGUUUUCAGGAAGAAAAAUGGUCCCAAGAGACUUUCCACUUUGCCUUGUGGAUCUCCUCCAUAUUUGGCACCGGAAGUGGUAUCGAAAAAAUACGAUCCUGAGAUAUCGGAUAUAUGGUCAUGCGGAAUGGUGCUCUUUGUACUUUUGACCGGAAAGAUUGCGUGGGAAAUUCCCCAUCCAGAAGAUCCAGAUUAUAAGUACUUUGUCGAAAACAAGGGUGAAGUCCUUGUAGCUCCUUGGAACAAACUUCCAAUUGGGGCCCUUUCCUUGCUCCGAAAACUUCUCAAUCCGGAUCCACAGAAAAGAAUUACUAUACCGACUCUCAAGAAGCAGCCGUGGUUUGCAAAGAAGAACUGCUUCAUGAACUCCGAAGGUCUUUGCAAAGAUACAUUGCAUCUUACAACCCGUCUGCUUGUCAGUCUAUACAUUAAUCUUUCUGAUGAAGAGUUCAAUAAGGUCAGUGAGACUGCCACCCAGGCGAGUACGACAAAGAAGCUUCCAGAAACACAGCCUGUUGAAUACUUAAUGGAUGAUUUGGCACCUUCAUCCUCCCUUUACAAGGAUAACUACAAGUCAUCCAAGAUGUUUGCUUCCUCCCAGAUCGAGUACACUGAGCACACUAAGAGGAGAAAAUUGAAGAGAGAGUCGAACGAUGAUAAUCUUAUUUUCUCGCUGAUAUCAAAGGAUCCGGCCUCGCUUCAAUUUAUUGGAAAAGGAAGGGAAAAGGCCAUCAGCGACAAAAUUUCAGAGCUUCAACUUAAUAGUAGGCGUGCACCAGACUUAUUGGCUUUAAGCCUCACAAGGUUUUUCUCUGUUGCACCUUUAAAGCAGAUCCUUCUGACUAUCUUGGAAUCCUUGUUGAAGCUUGGGUUAAGAACAAAUAGAGAUUAUGAAGACAACGAGAGCAUGGUGAAGUCUUUGAGUGAGAGUGAUUCCUUAAGUGGUACUGUUUCUAUACCUAUAACUGGUAGGGAUUCCGGAAAUCUUAUGAUUAAUGGUCUCAUUAGGAUAACGAGAAUUGCUGACAACUUGAACGCUCGAAAAGUUGAAUUCAUAAAAACCAAAGCUGAUCCAUUGGAGUGGAGACGAAUUUUCAGAAAAGUGACUGUUUUAUGCCGUGAUAUUGUUUAUGUUGAAAAGUAA
This is a messenger RNA of Brettanomyces bruxellensis, 1644 nucleotides long. RefSeq lists its product as uncharacterized. The transcript has a single exon. Gene Ontology annotation, molecular function: ATP binding; protein serine/threonine kinase activity. Bases 1 to 1644 code for a protein of 547 amino acids. Lineage: Eukaryota; Fungi; Ascomycota; Pichiomycetes; Pichiales; Pichiaceae. The record is from RefSeq and is a predicted model, not a curated record. Gene Ontology annotation, biological process: intracellular signal transduction; protein phosphorylation.